GUUUCUUCUCUAAAAGAAGAGAAAAGAAAAGACUGUAUGACCGAACCACAAAACCAACCACAACAACGGUGGUGCUCCUCCUCUCCAAACCCUCACCUCCACCUUCUAAUCCUCCUCCACCGCCAGUAAUCUCCAUGAUCACGCAAACACUAAUCUACUACCUCUCCCAACACCCCUCUAUAGUUACUUUCCGAUGGAGCCACAUCCAAUCAUGGGGCUCUACUUGGUCUUUUCUCUUGACCUCCAUAGCCUUUUAUCUAACGUUUUGCGCAUUAGUCCAUCUUUUCUUACAAAUCUUUAUUAAACGUGGCCGUACUGUCCCUCUCGGUCCAAUCCCAGCCGCGUACAGCCUCUUUAUGGCCUUAAUCUCCGCCGUCAUUUUCUCCGGGAUCCUCCUCUCAACCGCCGCCGAGAUCCAAGAAACGCGGUGGUUUUGGCGUAGAUCAAAAACCCCGUUUCAAUGGCUUCUUUGUUUCCCUCUGGGAACUCGUCCUUCAGGCCGUGUCUUUUUCUGGUCUUACAUGUACUACUUGUCACGAUAUCUCCAUAUGUUCCGAACCUUUUUCACAAUCCUGAGGUUACGUAAGCUGGUUUCUUUCCAGCUUGUCAACAAUUCUAUACUGACCUUCAUGUCCUUUUUAUGGCUUGAAUUCUCCCAAUCCUUUCAAGUGCUGGCGAUUCUAAUAGCAACUUUGGUGUACUCUGUUAUUUACGGGUACAGAUUCUGGACAGCGGUUGGUUUGCCUAGUGCUUGUUUUCCUUUUGUGCUGAAUUGCCAGAUUGUGCUGUUGGGAUGCAAUGUUGCUUGCCAUGUUGGGGUGCUUUCGCUGCAUUUUAUGAAAGGUGGGUGUAAUGGGAUUGGAGCAUGGUGGUUCAAUUCCGUGCUCAAUGGGGCUAUCUUGUUCCUGUUUUUGAACUUCUAUGUCAAGAUGUAUUUGGGGAAGAGGAAGGAGGUAAUAAGCGAGGCCUUGGAGGAGCCAGAGAUGAUGAAAGUUCAAGAUAAAUAAGGGAUUUGAAUGGUAUAGUCUUUUUGGUCACUGUAAUUUGGACUCGAAGAAGCACACCCCCUCAUCAGAGGGGAAAAAAUAAGACAACUGUAUAGCAUAUAUGCUAGGUAAAGUAGGGUUUUUUUUGUUCUUGGUUUUUAUAAAAAUCAAUGUAUACUAUUAGAGGUUUAUUUUAUUUUAUUUUUAUGAAAUCAAGUUUUCGGGUUAAUCUAGAUGAAUGGAUGGAAUUCGACAUGUUUGUAAGAAUCAAUCCUAGUUGAAAUCACGUUGUGCAAAGAUAAUUUCUUUGUCU
This is a messenger RNA of Populus nigra (black poplar), 1299 nucleotides long. RefSeq names its product elongation of fatty acids protein 3-like. The record is from RefSeq and is a predicted model, not a curated record. NCBI's taxonomy places the organism in Eukaryota, Viridiplantae, Streptophyta, Magnoliopsida, Malpighiales, Salicaceae. Gene Ontology annotation, cellular component: endoplasmic reticulum membrane. Gene Ontology annotation, molecular function: fatty acid elongase activity. The coding region runs from base 135 to 1007 and encodes 290 amino acids. The transcript has a single exon. Gene Ontology annotation, biological process: fatty acid elongation, polyunsaturated fatty acid; fatty acid elongation, monounsaturated fatty acid; fatty acid elongation, saturated fatty acid.